Molecule: messenger RNA, 1177 nt
Organism: Frankliniella occidentalis (western flower thrips)
Lineage: Eukaryota; Metazoa; Arthropoda; Insecta; Thysanoptera; Thripidae
Product: zinc finger protein 544-like
Exons: 1
Coding region: 1-954 (317 amino acids)
Molecular function (GO): DNA binding
Source: RefSeq, a predicted model, not a curated record
AUGCCCUUCGAGGUCUGCCCCAAGGUGUUCGUCUCUGCAAAGGGGCUUCGCCAACACGUCUUGGUACACACUGGAGAACGGCCGUUCGAGUGCAGCGUGUGCCAGAAGACGUUCGCAAGAGCGGAAUGCCUGAAGCUGCAUCUCCUCAUCCAUACGGCAGAAAAGCCACACGAGUGCGGUGUGUGUCACAAGAAGUUCCGCGUAUCUUGCCAUCUAGUGAGACAUCAACGCAUUCACACGGGAGAGCGGCCGUACGAGUGUACCGUGUGCCACAGGGCGUUCGCGGGAUCUGCCAAUCUGCGGAGUCACCUCCGCACCCACACGGGAGAGAGGCCGUACGAGUGCCCCGUUUGCCGUCUCGCAUUUCGAAAAUAUGACACCCUGUGGACUCACAUGCGGACUCACACUGGAGAAAAGCGGUUCGAGUGCAGCGUGUGCCAGAAGAAGUUUUUAAAAAGUUCGGGUCUGCGAAAACACUUGGUAUCUCACACUGGUGAGAAGCCAUUCGAGUGCACUGCAUGCCACAAGAAGUUCGCCCGAGCUGACAACCUGGCAUCACAUUUCCGAAUCCAUACGGGAGAAAAGCCAUACGAGUGCAAGGUGUGCCACGAGAAGUUCAACCGACCUAGUGCUCUGGCUACACAUUCACGCACCCAUACAGGAGAGAAGCCAUUCUCCUGCAAAAUUUGCCUUCAAAAAUUCGCUUCCAACACGGUACUAAAGAAUCAUAUUUUACGCGAGUGCCAGAGGACUUUGACAGAUUACUCCGCCACAGAGGCGGGUGAGCCCGUCGAGUGCACCGUGAGCGACUCUGAAGCCGACAGUCUCCGGGCGCAUGUCCGAAGCCACCUCACGGGGGAGCUGCCCUACAAGUGCACCGUGUGCCACAAGGAGUUCUCUCAGUCCGGCACUCUGAUGACUCACCUCCGCGCCCACCUAGCAGAGUUGCCGUGACUGCGCGCCGAGGGCAAUUCUCUUCAACUUCAAACUUGAGAGGGGCCGUACUAGCUCGCCUGGUGUCAAUGUAAAGCGUUUUGUAACAUUUAACUAUUAGUUAUUUAUCAGUUUCUGUGAAUUCCAUCACAUUAUUCCAUUUCGUCACUUUAAAAAAAUUAAUUACAUAGUGUAGAAUUGUAUGUACUGAAAAGAAAUGAAUGGAGAGAGAGAAGAGACAGAA